GCAGUAGCAACAAUGGCAGCGGCGGCGGCUGUGGCGGUACCGCGAGUGGCACUCCUUACGUCACCGUACCAUCAAUGCUCCGUUACAUUCAUUCCUAUCCGCCGACCUCGGUGUCGGCGCCGGCGGUAGCGGCGGUCGUCACCACCGCACCAUCGCCGGCGGCACCCGUGCCCAUACCCGCGCCCGCACCUGCACCCCCUCCGAGCCAGCCGACCGUCAUCGCUAGCCAAACACCACCGCCGCCGCUCACUGGGACAGCCUAUACCGCGAGAGACGCGUACCGCGCCAGCACCACGAACGUGAAUGAGAGGAUUGCUAUCAGCGUGAGCAACAGUCCUCUGUCGCAAGUCGGUGUCGGGGUAGUGGCCGAGUACAGCGGCAUGGGAACCGGUGGCAGAGGUGAUCGGCCGAGGAUAUCCCUCUUACCGCCUACCGGCUCCUCGGUGACGCCGAUACCGUCGCCAACUGCGGUCGCCGCGUCCGAGUAUCAGCAGCACGCGGCGGCGGCAAGAAACCCGCCACGGGUAGGCCUCAUGCCCGUCCAACCGGAUCAGUAUUGUACUCGCACCGCCAUCGACAUGGCUAGUCUGCAACAAGACACGCCGCCUUUCAAAAAGAUUCGUCUGGGCCAGCCGCAUCAGCAGGUCCAGCAGCUGCAAUCACAGUCACAGUCGCGCUGUCAGAGCUUGUCGCCCGCGGACCCUUGCGGCGGUAAGCAGGAACAGCAGCAGCAGCAGCAGCAUGUCGUGCAAUUGCAGCAGCCGCUUAGGAUAGAUACCAGGGAGCAGCCUGCCGUGGGUGCAUAUACGCCGCAAACGGAAGCCAUUUCGCCUACUCUUCCAGAGCCGAAUACACAAGAGGAUGCGCUUAGAAGUACCAAGGAUGAGCUCUUGCAACAAAUCGGCAAAGUCGACAGAGAAAUCGCCAAGAGAGAGAAUCAGUUGAAUAUGUUGCGGAAGAGGAUAAAAGAAUUGGAAGAAGCAGCGAAUAAGCCUCUGGAAGCGGGUGGUCUCAAACGUAAUAUUGAGGAGCAGUCGCAACAACCAAAGCAUCAAUCGUUGGCGCAAAAGAUCUACGCAGAAAAUAGGCGAAAGGCGGAAGAAGCUCAUAGACUCAUGGAAAAAUUAGGUCCCAAGAUAGAACUACCUUUAUAUAAUCAACCGUCGGAUACGAGUGUAUACCAGGAGAAUCGUACGCGGCAUCAAACGUGUAUGCGAACCAGACUCAUAGCGAGGCUGCGGAGAGAUCAUACUGAGCGUGCGUCUCUUCAUCAGCAGCAAACGCAAACGUACACAAUCUUGGUUCAAGAGUGGCAUCGGAAAGUAGAACGGCUGGAGGCGACGCAGAAGAGGAAAUCGAAGGAAACAAAGAACCGCGAGUUCUUCGAGAAGGUGUUUCCCGAGUUGCGAAAACAAAGGGAAGACAAGGAGCGUUUCAACAGAGUUGGUGCUCGCAUCAAGAGUGAAGCCGAUCUUGAAGAGAUAAUGGAUGGUCUACAGGAGCAAGAGGAAGAAACAUUGCAAGAUUUAAAAAAUUUCAUUAAAGCCUAUCAGUUGGAGGAUAAGAAGAUGCGUUCGUACGCAGUUAUACCGCCUUUGCUGUUGGAUGCGAAGCAACGAAGGAUCGCCUUCCAAAAUCGGAAUGGACUGCUCCAACCGGAAGAGUUGGAAGCUCUGCACAGUGAACGUAAAUUGAUCAAUGUAUGGAGUUCUGUGGAGCACGAAUCAUUCAAGGAAAAAUACCUUCAGCAUCCUAAAAAUUAUGGAGUGAUAGCUCAAUCGUUAGAACAUAAGGGCGUUCAAGAUUGUGUACAUCACUACUACCUCACUAAGAAAACGGAGAAUUAUAAACAGCUUUUACGAAAGUCGCGUCAACGGACGCGUAGUUCUCGAAAUAAUCCGAAUAAUAAAGUAAAUAAUACCAACUCGACUAUCGGAUCUAUAGAUAUUUUAACGACAGGAGUAACGACGAGGUUACAGCGAGAGCAACAAAAGACUCAGGAGAAUCCCAUAGAUAUUUUAACGGCAGGGAUAACGACGAGGUUACAGCGGGAGCAGCAACAAAAGACUCAGGAGAAUCCUCAGAAUAGUUCGGUAACGGCUACAACUACAUCCACAACGAGUACCACGGUUACAUCGAGCGUGUCGUCGACAACCGUUACGACCACGACGGUAACGACGACGACGACUCCCUUGAGCUCGACAGCAUCGGGCGUUAGCGUAACGGCAGAUUCUGUAACGGCAUCAACGACAACGACAACGACAUCAGUUUUGAACACGACAGCGUCGAGUGUCUCGGCGACAUCGACGACGUCUAGCGCGAAAGAUUCUAGGGAGACAAGCAAGGAGAACAAGGAAAACAAGACAGACUCAAAGGAAUCUCAUCUGGUAAAGAUGGAUUCAAAGGACGAAGCGCAAUUGGAGAUGGGGAAGGAUAUUAAAGUAAUAAUGGAAGGAAAAGGCGCGCUGUCUUCAUCCGCUUCCUCGUUGAAUAUCAAUGCGACGAAUGUCUCAACUAUCCAGUCGGACUUUAAGGAAUCUAGUAAGAAGAAACCAGGUUGCAGGGACACAAGUGGCAGUGGUGCUAACGUUGCAACCAGUAGUAGAAUAAAGGAUAAGAAGAAGGAGAAUCAUACUCCCAUGGAGACCAGUGACGAAGAGGCACCGUCGAUCGACAUCAUCGAGAGCGGCAGGCAGAUAGGACCUCACGCUUGCACAGUGUGUCAAAGCGUCGUCGAGGGUAGCGCGCAUAGUCGCGCAUUGCCGCGCAGCCAGGCGUCACAAUAUGGUCUACGGGAGGACCAGGUGCCGGUUGGUGCGCGCGUCUGCAACACCUGCAGAUGCAAGGCCGUCCGAGGACGUUACACCACCUGCCCGUUGCCCGGUUGUCCGAAUUUAAACAGCUCCAAGUCCAGAAUAAAACGGCUGAGAGCGUUGCCCUCCAAAUGGCUCGAUCUGCCGCUGGAGAUCCGCGAGCCGAUCGCUCAAGAAUUCCAGAUACCGAAUAAUGCGACGAAAUGCUGCUCGGCUUGCUUCAGCCGUAUAUCGCGUCGACUAGCGCCGCAUCUUACCGGUGGUACCGAAGCAUCCGAGGAUGGCGCCGAUGCGAUGUUGCGUCAAUGGACGGACGAGGAGUUGGAGCAGCUCCGUAAAGCGCUUCGAGAAUACGGCACCAAUUGGCCGAAGAUCGCCGAACAAAUACCCGGCAAGACGAGUCAGCAAUGCAAGAACUAUUAUUUUGCUUACCGAAAAAAGUUGACUUUAGAUCAAGUUGUUAGCGAAUAUUAUACAUUGUUGGGCGAGGAACGCAGGCCGCCGUACGUGACUGAUGAGGAAGAGAGCGGAAGUAGUACGAGUAGUUGCGACGAACUAGCCGUUCACGACUCGAGUGACACCGCCAGCGCAGGAAGUCCAGCGACCACCACCAUGACGGGUAGUAACGCUGCGGUGAUACCGAGCAGUGGUCCUACGGCGACAUCCUCAUCGUUAUCUUUCCAGCGACCUAGCGAGCUCGGUUCGUUGGAAAAGCUCGGCGAAAAAAUCUCUGACAUAACCGUCGUAUCACUUGUUCCGCCUGCCGGAUCGUCCCAUCAGUCUUCCAGCGGUGGUGCUGCGGUUACAUCCGGUGGCGCUAGGGAGGAUUAUGACAGCUCUGCCACGACAGCGGACGAAGGUCAGGGAGGUGCUGAUUUAGAUAAUGGUAGUGUUGUGGUGACUAUGACCGCCAGCGGCAACGCAACAUCGUUGCAACAACAGAGCCAGCAUCAGCAACCACCACCAGCCACAGCUCAUUCGCCUCCUUCAACAACAAGUAAUUCAAAUCCUCUCACUGUCAAGGAUCUCAUGUUGGGAGUCAUCGAGAUGCAAUUAAAACGCACUCCCAAUAGCCCGGCCGAUAAUGGCGGCUCAUCCGCACCUAACAGUUCCGGUACGCCGACGAUAUCCAGUAUCUUAAAAACAGAUCACCGCAAUGACAUAACAUACGUUCGCGGUUAUAAACCAUCCUCGAGUAUGACGAACACGGCGUUGCCCAAUAGAGAUACAAAUCUGGCAACACUCUCUGUUGUAUCGGGACCUCAUCAUGGUCAUCGAUCCGCUCCUAGCCCGCAGCAAAUCGGUCAGAUGCAAGCUACUAUUACUCCUUGCCCGCCGGCUGCGCCCAAUAGUCAAGCUUCAUCCUCGGAUCUUCUUCCUAAGGAAGGUUUGGUUGUCAUGCAAGUGCAGCAAGCGCUCCGAGAAACAGAAGGAACGCUGGAUCUGAGUAUUAAAAAGCCCCGGCUACAACAGGACUACAAUCAUUCGAUUCAAAUUCACAAGCCGCCGACGGUCACUCUCUAUCGACCGGAACCGCCGCCGGGAGCGUACUAUCAUCCUCACACUACGCCUCAUCCCGAACAGGGACGUAACGCAAAGAGUCCGCUAGUUUAUGCUUCGACGCCACGACCACAGGCAUCCAUCACGCCGAAGAUGAAUAAGGUCACUGUGCCGCAAACACAUCCCAAACUGUCGCCAAAACUUAGCAGUAUGAGCACGCCGGGACACAAAGGUGGUUCCAUCACGCAUGGCACGCCUGUGUCUACGGCGCGUUACGAGGGUCUGCUGCGACAAAUGACGCCACCCGGUAAUCCGCCGGUGAGCGGCGCCUCUGCGAAUGUCAGCGAACGUGGUGGUGGUGUCGUCAACGCCAGCUCCGCCGGUCCGGGAGCGCCGAAAGAGACCGGAGGAGGCUCCAUUACUCAGGGUACACCGGUCCUUCCGUUUGCGGUAGACAAGCGUGGCGCGCCCAUAUACGACUAUCAUCGUACUAUUCGACACUCACCCGUCACGGGUAGUGGCAAUGUGCCACCACCUCCGCCGGGACAGGGCCCUGCGAGUCAAUCGGCGUCGCCAGCCGUGGUAGUGAGUCACGGUGGCAGUCAAUACAACUCUUAUUCCGCCGCGGGACGGCCGCCGCCUAGCUAUACGAUGGAACAGCAAUUAUCCAGCCGACAGAUUAUCAUGAAUGAUUAUAUCACCAGUCAGCAGAUGCAUGCGCGCGCUCGUGGCAGUGGUAGCGCUGGUGCAUCCGUUACUGGCGAGAUGGCGGGUAAGAGCGAACCGCCACCGCCACCGUCGUCAACUCUCUAUUACGCUAGCACGCCACCUCCUCCUCCUCCGCAGACGCAUACGCAGCCGCGACAGGGUGUUAUCCAGAGGCAUAAUACACAAAAGCAAAUGCAUUAUCCGCCACAGCCACCGAUUAUGGAUGCAUUUUCCAACUUGGUAGAAGUGGCUAUUAAGCAACCUACUUUGCCGGUGCCACAUCCUCACGGUCAUCCGACUGCGUCUGGAAGCGGAGGUCAUGAGGGUCUCGGUAAAACGAUGGCGGAUCGUCUAUUGGCUGACCGUUAUGACAACAACCGCGCGUUUCGCGAACAAGAGAUACGGAUGCAAGAGCAUCGUAUGGCCGAGCAUAGGCUCGCGCAGCAGCAUCAACGUGAGCGAGAGAGAGAACGCGAUAUCGUUCAUUUGCGGGAAAAAGAGGAACAUCGUUUGCAUCGCGAAAAGGAAUUGCAGCAGCUGGAGCAUCGUCUUGCAGUACAGCAGCAUCAUCAGCACCGUGAGAAAGACUUCCAACAGCAGGAACACCGUCUUGCGUCGCAGCGGGAGAAGGAUAUGCACGUCGAGCACACCCGUCUGCAGAUUCGGGAGAAGGAUAUUUCGCACGAGCAUCGGCUUAUACAUCAACAGCGAGAGAAGGAGAUCCAUCAACAAAUGGCGGCCGCCGCGCAACGUGAGAAGGAACACGAGCACCGAUUAGCCGUACAGCAACGCGAAAAAGAGAUACAACACCAGGAGCAAAGACUCGCUAUUCAACAACAACGUGAGAAUCCUCACGUUGUUGGAUCUCCGAUCCAACAGCACGCUGAGCAUCGUCUGGCUGUGCAGCAAGCGCAUCGCGAACGGGAUCUGGUGCAUUUGCACCAGCAACAGCAGCAGCAGCAACAAAUUCAGCAGCAUAUUCAGCAGCAACGUAUAGAAAUUGAGAGAAGACACAUGGCUCAGUUGUUCAGAGAUCAACAACAGCAGCAGCAGCAGCUCGACCGAGAUUCGUCGAGAUUAUUAAGCAGCGGAUUCUCGCAGUCCUCUCGGCUUCAGCAAUCUCAACAAUCUCAACAGCAGCAGCAGCAGCAGCAAUCAUCAUCGCGACAGAAUCAAUCUUCCAAUCAACAACAGAACGAUUCAUCGUCGACUCUCACAGCUGCCAGUCUGAUAGAUGCUAUCAUAACACAUCAAAUUAAUCAGGGCGUUGACAAUGCUAGUGCAAGUGGAUCCUCGACUAAUCAGCCGACACGUGCUGGCGAUCGCCUUUUCCAGGGAUUUCAUCGCGAAACUCCGCAAGAACCUAAUGGCAUAGCCCAUAGUCCUGCCGGUGAAGGAAGUGGCGGUGGCGCAAGCGGCAACGGAAGUGGCUGCAGUAAAGCGAUGACUCUCGGCGAGCAUGUUGAGCACAUUAUAUCUAAGGAUUAUGGUCCACCUCAUUCGUCGUAUAGACCUUACGGAUAUCCAAUCUCCGAGGAUCAAUGGAAGAGACGGAAACAUAAUGAGCCAGAUUCAGUAAAGACCGGGGACGAGCGUCAGAUAAUACGCGUUGCGCAGCAGCAACAACAACAGCAGCAAACGCAGCAGCAGCAACAGCAGACGCAGCAGCAUCAGUCAUCGGGAAAGCAACAAUAUCAUUCGGUCGAGCCACUUUCGCCGCCGGAAACAACCGCCAAUCACUACGGACGUCGCUUCUACGAACCGAGCACUGCCACAUCCACUUCCGGAACUCCCUCCAACAAGCCGCAUCAAAUAUCGCCGUUCGAUUACGUGAAAAACAAGAUUGUUGAGGUGAUGCGCACCGAGGAUGACAAGGCUGGCGGCUGUGGCGGCAGUAGCGGCGGCGACAACGGCGCGGGCUCCGACCGAAAUGGAGGCGGCAAUACGGUUGUAACGACCGAAAAAGAUGAAAAAGGAGCGGGGAGCGUAGAUAGAAGCCCAUCGGGUAAUGGCGGCAGCGGCAGCGGUGGCGGUGAGAUGGUGAUCGAUGACACGGGAGGGUCAACUCGUGAGCAGCCACCACCGCCACCGCCCGCGCCGGCAGCCACGACUACCUUCUAUCCAUUUAGCGCAUUAGGAGUUCACACUGGUCCACCGCCGGCCCCGCCACCCGCCUCCGCUACGUCCGCCUCUGUGACAAAAUCGGAGCAAAUGCAGGCCGAGCCGGCGCCCUUGCUGUCCGCGCAAUACGAGCCGCUCUCGGAUGAGGAUUGAUAGUCUUCUGUAACCGCUCAGCGCUGUAGCUAGACUAUUUUACGCUAGCGACGCAAGCUAGCACGAUGACUACUGUACGGCUACUACAGAUAUUACGCAGAGAUGCAGGUGACAGAUGACGUUUUCUAGGAUAAUCAUAGGUGAUCAUCGGUUGAACGAUGAUUCAUUAUAUUGGACGAUUUAUUGACGCUCUAUGGGCUUUACUCGCGAAAGUCACACUGCGUUCUUAUUGAUCGCCAAAUCCUAAUUUAAUUUAAGAGACUUUUUCUUUUUAUAUAUACGCAUAUAUAUAAAAAUGUAUGCAUAUGUGUAUAUAUAAAUAUAUAUAAAUAUAUAUCUAUAUAAAUAUAUAUAUAAAUAUAUAUCUAUAUAAAUACAUAUAUAUUUAUAUACGUGUAUAUAUUUAUGAGAAAUCACGAUCUCUCCAAUGAGGUAAGGGGUGCAGAAGAUUACAUGUAUGAUGUUUUAAAUGAAGAAAUCGCAUAAAUGUAUAUAUAUAUGUUGUUAUUUUAUGAACUCUUUGUAAUUUCAUUGUAUUUUUAGUCGGAAAUCAUUCCCGCGUUACGCAAAGAGAAGCGAACACAUUUACGAAACAAAUACUGAUUUUAUUUUGCCUUCUUAUGGUGUUGCGCUGGCUUUCAGUUGAACAUAUGGCGGCGAUUAGUUUUAUCCACUAAUUAGUUAUUAUCGCGAUGUGUAUAUAUAUUUAUAUGUAUAUGUGUGUAUAUUGUAUAUAUAUUGUAUAUACACACACAUAUAUAUAUGUAUAUAUACAUAUAUACACAUACAUACAUACAUACAUAUAUAUAUAUAUACUUACACACACACACACACACACACACACACACACAUACACAUACAUACAUACAAUUUAUAAUGCCGAUAUGGAUACUAAAUAUGUAUAAAUAAAUAUAUAUUGUGUCACCGUAAACAGGUUACAUUUUAUCGUCGUGAUCUUAACGGGCUCGUUUUUUUCUUUUUUUUUUUUAAUUCUCGUGAUUUAAUUACACACGUAUCGAAUUUUAGUUUAGGGAGAGAGUUUUGCGGACGCGAUAGUUCAAAGGAGAAACUACCGAGAAAAUAAAAUCGUUAUACAUAUGUAAUCGUUAAAAAUAACGUGCGCCUAUAUAUAUGUAUUUUCCAUUUUUUAUGUUUUUCGAUACUUGCAGAUGCAUAUGUGUACGUUAGCGUUUGGUGUCGCGAAAGAAAAAAAAGAGAGAAAGAGAAAGAAAACGAAUCAAUUGAAAUUCGAUACAUCUAUUCUUGUUUCGCGUAUGUACUAAUAUACCGAGUGCGCGAGGCUUUAGUUGUAUGAUCGAGGUGAAUUAUUAUUUUUUACGUUGACUUGGUCAGUCCGCGCAAGAAGAAAUGCCGAUAUUCGCGUAAGCAUUCGAUCUGUGGAAUAUCUAGGGCUAUAUAUGUAUAUAUAUGUCCCAUGUUCACAAUACAGACGCUUCUUUUGUAUAUAAAUGAGAAGUAACAUGUAAUCGUUAAGCGGUAAUGAUAUACAACGCUGAUGAGGGCGUGCAUGUUUUUAUUUGGAAUGAGUCUGUGAUGUAUCUGGGAUUAAUAGGUUCAACUGUGUUACGUACCAGUGCAAAGCGUAGCCUGUAGUCCGAACUAAGAAUGAGAGGGAGAGAGAGAAAGAGAAAGCGUGGGAGAUUAUGUCAAGUUUCUCAAAGAAGAUGUCGUACAAUGUAUUCUGGUACAAUUUACCAGAGGGAAUCGAGAAUCGAUUUAGCGACGAGAAAUUUACUUUCAAGAUCGUUCUCUUCUUGGUAAGGUGGUUUUAAGAAAACGGAAAAAAAAUCGUAAUGAUAAGUGUUGUACAUAGUAUAUAAUAUUAAUUUCUAAGUUGAGCAAGUAAUAUGGCUAGAUUAUAUCCGUACACAUGCUAUCGUAUAAGGAGUUUAGGUUUAGCGAUAAAUCGACGUAGCUAGCAUUUAGGGGUUUAGAACAGCCACGAACUGAUUUUAAGGGAAGAACUUCCUCCCAAACUAUGUUCUCUUAUUAAUAAAUGACAGCGAAACAUAUAUAUACAGGCGAAUUAAAAAUUGAUGGAAUUAUCAUUCACAAAGCGAAAUUCGUUGUAGAUUUAUUUCAUCUGUGUUUUAAAAACGCAUCCGAGAAUAUGUACGUUUAAACUAUCAAAAUACACAUACAUACAGAGAUAAACACGCACAUACCACACAAACACACGUACACAUACAUACAACACACGCACACGCGUACAUGUUUACAUAUUUUUUAUACAGCCUAAUUUUAUACUUGUAGCUUCAAUUGUCUUGCGAUCCGCGCCUUUGUUUCUUUGUCAUUGCGAAACGAAUUCUUCAAACAUUUGCGACAAUUGUUUCAGAAUUUGUUUAACGUGCGCGAUUGCUACUAUCGUGUUAUUCACCGCAUCUGCCGGAUUCCACCACGAUUAUAAUAUAUAUUCCGCAUUGUUUUGCGCGCGACUGAGAUAUCAAGACUCUACAGAGAUUCACUGUACAAAGACGACUGCCUCCAUUCGUACGCCGGCGAUCGGGCGAUCAUUCUCACUCGUACUUUUUGCUUCUCUUCGCAUCCUCGACCAUACAACGAGCGAAUAUAUUCUCAGUUAUAUAGAUUCUCUCGUCUUUUAUAUUCUCUCUCGUCUCUCUUUUUCUCUCUUGUCUCUCUUUUUCUUUCUCUCUUCUCUUCUUCUUUCAUCUUCUUUAGCGAAGGGGAGCUCGCAGCACGCCGAUUCUUUUUGUCCCUUGCAUGAUAGGCCAGUCGAAUCGGUAGGUCUCAAAGACAUCACCGUGUCAUAUAAAGACGCGUAUUUCUACGAGGAUCUUUCAUUGUACAAAAUAAUUGCCGAGGUCUGACAAAACUGUCGAAUGCUUCCAGAGUAUAUAGGUGGAGACGGAUAGAUAUCAUAUAUGUACACACACAUACACACAUACCACAUACUGCAGAGAGGCGAAUUAAUCUAGUUAGCCUGAGACAUAACAUUCGCAACAUGUAACAACGAGACAGCCGAUGUGGCUCGAUCUUCGUACUUCUUGCUUAGAGGAGUGUCCUCGGCGUGUUACGUUUCUUCUCCUCCUCGUAUAGUACCUGAGCGACACACACAUAUAUACUCUCACGUACACAAGAUUACAUACCUUCGUUUAACGAUUGCACCCCGAAGAGGUGACGCGAGUCCAGUGUCCAGUCCAGUCCAGUCCAGUCCAGUCCAGUCCAGUCUAGUCUAGUCCAGUCUGGACUGGGCUCGACUGGACUGAACUCGCAUCACCUUCCAAUAGAAACUGCACCCGAAAGGAUCCUAAGAAAUGCCUCAAAUAUUUCAAACAUCCGAGAGAUGAUAUCGCAAGCAUUUGGAAUUGCAUUGCGUUUUAUAAAAUGCCUCUUUCCUUAUCAUUUCUCGCGUGUAUCUAUGUUACAUUCUUUAAGUAUGCUUAGGUCUUACAGGAGUAACAUUGAGCACACAUUGAAGUUUGCAUGUAUACAUAGAACGCAAAACAUAUACACCUACAUAGAUACAUAUAAAUACACACACAGGCGCGCGUGCAGAGGGUGAUAACAAGACAAGGUCCCGCUUGAAGAGAAAAAAAAUGAUCGGCGUGUACAUAUGAUAUACAUAUAUGAUGUAGCAAACUCCCUUUCGUUGAUAUAUAUAUAAAGAGAUCUUUGAAAUAUCGGGGCUUUCAUCGGGUCGAUUAUUACGGGCGAUUUUUCCACAUUUCUCAAUAAACUCUAUCGUUGUCUUUCUCUUUCACUCUCUUUCGCGAACCCAAGAGAUAUAGCAGAGAAGGAAAAGAACUUAAAGGAUUUAAUGGCGAUCUAUAAUCUGGCUUUAUCGAGCAUUUGAGGAAAUCUUAUAAUCAAGAAGUAAAUUGUUUUUUUUUGUCUCGGAAAAAUUAUUACGUAUUAUAUGUUUGAUAGCGCAUCAAUAUAUAUAUAAAA
Messenger RNA from Formica exsecta, 11225 nucleotides. RefSeq names its product protein split ends-like. Bases 75 to 7295 code for a protein of 2406 amino acids. The record is from RefSeq and is a predicted model, not a curated record. The transcript has 15 exons. NCBI's taxonomy places the organism in Eukaryota, Metazoa, Arthropoda, Insecta, Hymenoptera, Formicidae. Gene Ontology annotation, biological process: regulation of transcription by RNA polymerase II.